UCUUUUAAACUUGAAUAUUUCACUGUGGUCCCUGAACACAGCAUGACACAACAGCGAAGAUGGCGUGUUGUGGAAACUGUUUUUGUUGCCAAUGUUGCUGCAGAGAAGGAGAGACACGGACGCCAGAGGAACUGACAAUUCUUGGGGAGAUCCGAGAAGAAGAAGAUGAGAUCCUGCCCAGGAAAGACUACGAGAGUUUGGAUUAUGAUCGCUGCAUCAACGAGCCUUAUGUGGAGGUCCUGGAGGGGAUGGACAACAAAAAAGCCAGAAAGUAUGAAGCUGUGAGGUGGCUGAUGGUGUUUGCUAUCGGGGUCACAGUGGGUCUGGUGGGCUUGUUCGUAGAUUUCUUUGUUCGCCUCUUCACUAAAAUCAAGUUCUCUCUGGUGGGUGAUUCCAUAGAGAAAUGCACUGACAAAGGCUGCCUUGCUCUGUCCCUGCUUGAGCUUCUCUCCUUCAACAUGUUCUUCAUCUUCAUUGCCAGCGUGCUCGUCCUCAUUGAGCCAGUAGCUGCAGGUUCGGGGAUCCCAGAAAUCAAAAGUUACCUAAACGGAGUGAAGAUUCCCGGGAUCGUCCGGCUACGAACUUUUCUCUGCAAAGCUGCCGGAGUUCUGUUCAGUGUGGCUGGAGGUCUGUUUGUGGGUAAAGAAGGUCCGAUGAUACACAGCGGAGCCAUUGUGGGAGCUGGUCUUCCUCAGUUUCAGAGCAUCACUUUCAAGAGGAUCAAAUUUGAUUUUCCUUACUUCCGCAGUGACAGAGACAAGCGGGACUUUGUGUCGGCUGGCGCUGCAGCUGGUGUCGCUGCUGCGUUCGGCGCUCCCAUCGGAGGAACGCUCUUCAGUCUGGAGGAGGGGUCGUCUUUCUGGAACCAGGCUCUCACCUGGAAAGUGCUCUUCUGCUCCAUGUCCGCAACUUUCACGCUCAACUUCUUCCGAUCGGGGAUCAACUACAACAAGUGGGGCUCCUUCCAGCUGCCUGGUCUGCUCAACUUUGGAGAGUUCAAGUGUCCAGAUGGAGAUAAGAACUGCCACCUAUGGACGGUGGUAGACCUGGCUUUCUUUGUCCUGAUGGGGGUGGUGGGCGGCCUGCUGGGGGCGCUCUUCAACUGCAUGAACAAGAGUCUGUCCAAAUAUCGCAUCAAACACAUUCACCCCAAGGCCAAGUUCAUCAGAGUUCUUGAGAGCCUUCUGGUUACAAUGGUGACAUCAGUGGUGGUAUUUGCAGCGUCCUUGCUGUUGGGCGAAUGUCGUGAUCUGUCCACCCCCACAACCCACAAUUCCACAGUGUCCGGCAGUGAAGACAUUAACUCAACCAUCCGCCAGUUCUUCUGCACCAAUAAGACCUACAACGACAUGGCCACACUGUUCUUCAACCCACAGGAGGCCGCAAUCCAUCAGCUCUUCCACCAGGACGGCACCUUCAGUCCUGUCACUCUGUCCUUGUUCUUCCUGCUGUACUUCCUGUUGGCGUGUUGGACAUACGGCUUGUCUGUACCCAGCGGUUUGUUUGUCCCCUCUCUGCUCUGUGGAGCUGCUUUUGGACGUCUGGUCGCCAACAUCCUCAAAGUGAAACUGGGGAUGGACAUCUACUCGGGGACCUUUGCCCUCAUCGGAGCCGCCUCCUUCCUCGGGGGCGUGGUCAGAAUGACCAUCAGUCUGACCGUCAUCCUCAUUGAAUCAACCAAUGAAAUCACAUUCGGGCUGCCGAUCAUGAUCACUCUAAUGGUCGCAAAGUGGACCGGAGAUUUCUUCAACAAGGGCAUUUACGACAUCCACAUCCAGCUGAGAGGAGUGCCGCUGCUGGAGUGGGAGACUGAGGUCGAGAUGGACAAGUUGACAGCCAGUGACAUCAUGGAGACAAACCUGACCUACGUGUACCCCCACACCCGGGUGCAGUCUCUGGUCAGCAUCCUGCGGACCACCGUCUAUCAUGCCUUCCCCGUGGUCACCGAGAAUCGACAGAACGAGCGAGACUUCAUGAAGGGAAACAUCCUGGUCAGCAACAACAUCCGGUUCAAGAAAUCCAGUGUGAUGUCUCGGGCGGGGGAACAGCGGCGGCGCUGUCAGUCCAUGAAGUCGUACCCGUCCAGCGAGCUAAGGAAUGUUUGUGACGAGCAGACAGCUGCUGCAGAGCCGGCAGAGGAGGGAGAAGACCUGCUGCAGCAGAUGUUAGAGAGGAGACACGCUCCGUACCCAAACCUGUACCCGGACCAGUCCCCCAGUGAGGAGUGGACCAUGGAGGAGCGCUUCAGACCCCUUACCUUCCACGGCCUCAUCCUGCGCUCCCAGCUUGUCAACCUGCUCAUCAGAGGCGUCUGCUACUCUGAGAGCCAGUCGAGCGCUACACAGCCCCGGUUAUCCUUCACAGAGAUGACAGAAGAUUACCCACGAUACCCCGACAUCCAUGACUUGGACCUCGCCCUGCUAAACCCCCGCAUGAUAGUGGAUGUCACCCCCUACAUGAACCCAUGUCCCUACACAGUGUCACCAAACACCCGCAUCUCCCAGGUGUUCAACCUGUUCAGGACGAUGGGCCUGAGACACUUACCGGUGGUCAACGCUGUAGGAGAAAUCGUUGGAAUAGUCACGAGACAUAAUUUAACACACGAGUUCCUGGUGGCCAAACUGCGACAGCACUACAUCACUGUCUGACCAAAUCCUACCUGUCCACCUCAGACUGUGUCAUUCGUCUCUGUCCCGUCCUGUCCCAUCAGCAUGUAGGCAUUCCCAAACCAAACUGCACAUUAACAACCACACACACACACACACACGCACACACACACACACACACACACACACACACACACACACACACACGCACACACACACACACACACACACACACACACACACACACACACACACACACACACACACACACACACACACACACACAUUUCCCCUGCGGUUCAGUUUGGAUCACAGUUCUCUCGUUAGGGAAACCAGCAAGUUGUAUUUCACUCAAGUCAAAUGUUCAGCCUUUACUUUGCUGAGAUCGACCAUGGAUCAACAAAACAAAAAACAAAAACAAAACAAAAAUCAACACAAAUCAAAAGUUCCUCAUUGGAGCUUUAAGUUUGUUGAACUUGUCGAAUGAUUAUUUAAAUUUGUUCUGCUCUGAUUUAACCUUUCUGAUCUUUGCACAGCUUAAAAGUCAAACUAAGAAACAACUGGAACAUUUUAUUAUUUUAUUCAUGACUCAAUUAGACCUCAGUUGUUGCUGUUUCUGCUGGCUAGAGACGCACAAGUAUGACCCAUACAAGUAAAAGAGAGCUUUACUCUUUGAGGGAUGACUUUAUGGAAGUUGGACACCUCAUGAAAGUAUUGCCAUCCUCUAGAGACCAGAUUUUAAACCCUUCUUUUAAUUAUUCACCUGUCUGUAGGUCUACAUCUUGUUGCAGGUAAAUGUAUAGCAAUAACCUUGAAGCCUGCUUUCCUCUGGAAUCAUUAUGAUACAUGCAAACACAUUUUUAAGCUUCUGUGUGCAUUAAGAAUUAUAUUUACAGGACAAAGACUUUACAUUUGAGAUAUUUAAUUUGUAAUAAUGUGUCAAAAUUUUCAGUUUAUAAGUGCAACUGGCGAUUAAAUACCAGGACAUAUUCAGUCUGUCAUGUCUGGAUGUUCUUCCAUUGCAAGCUCAAAAUCCAUGCUUGAUCAACAAAUGACGUGAAUGAAAUACCAUUUGCAAAUGUUUCCAUACUACCUUCAAAGCAGAACAUUUUAAUCAUACUUUAUCAUCUUUGUCACUGUAGCACUUUUAUUUUGACUGUUGUCUGUGUAUUUUUAUUUACUGUGUAAGUAACUGGAAUUAUUUGCACUAAACGCAGGCUGACGUCCCUCACGGCCUGCGACUUAACUAGACCUCAAUAGUUGUUUAGCGACCGUGUUAGCGCAUUCCAAGUUGGACAUACAGCAAUGUUUUUAACCACUGCAGCUGUUUGUAAAUACUCUAGCGUUGUUGAUUUGCACUUGUGAUAUAUAGGUAUAAUUUCACCGUCCUUCAGUCACAUCAGAGUCCGAAUGUGUGACGAUUGAAAGGACUGUACGUCCGACAGUCUCAGGUUAAGUCGACCAAGUUUUUAAGCUAUAUGCUUGAUCCCAGCCGGCCGUUUCCUUUUAACAUCAAGAGCUCAAUUUUCAAGAUUUUAAAUUUUCUAAACAUUAGGCAACUGAUCACAAUUCUACCACUUUUCGAUUGGUCAGCAACUGGAUGAUAGAUAUAUGGUGCCUUCAAUUGGAGUUGGGUUUACUGUGUCUGCGAAAAAGAGACCGAAUGAACGCUCCCUCUUUUAUCGUAUUUAUGACAUUGUAACCCAAAUCUUUUUGAAAUUUUCUUUAGAUGUGACAUGUCUGAUGAAGUUUUCAAAAAUGGUAGAGGCCCUGGAGUCCAGUUUCACAAAUACAUUUCAUUAUUAUGAAACUGACAGGGUCUGUAGUUAGAGAAGCUAAGUUAGCUAACAUACGCGAAGACGCAGCUUGUACAUCGUAGUUUUAUGUUAGACACGUACGGGACCAAGUUUGUUUCAGCACAAAUAAAAAAUACAACUUUUAGCAUUGUCACAUAGAAAGCAAGGAGUACAACAACUGAUCGUAUGGCGUCUGUGUUAUUGUUACGUUGCUACGGUUCUUCCAUUUGGUUACAGUUUUAACAGCAAGCCUUUCAAACUCACAACUUCACAAGGUCCAUAUGAAGGCAGCAUUUGUUCAUAUUUCAAGUAAAAAAAAAACAUAUACAGUAUGUAACCUUUUAGCUACAACUAGCAUCAGCAUUCAACUAGUAUUUAAUCAUCUGGAAACAUGCUAUUAGCAAAUAUAGCGUUAGCUAACAUACUGUUCGCUCAAAACAUAUUGCAAUGGUUAAAUAAUUCAAAUUAAUCAGAUAAUGUGUUUAUUUUUGUCUCAUGUUAAAAUUAGCUAAUUAAGCAACUAAACUUAUAUUAUAUUAACUUUAUUGGUCCUCAACCUAAGCUCCAAAAAAACAUUACUCAACGUAACGUUACCCAAAAAUGCUUUUUCAAAUAUAUCUUGUUACACAACCAGGGGGUAAUGUUAGCGAGGAAGUGGCUGAAUACUAAUGCUAGCUGUUGUUAGAUAUUGAUGAUGCUAAAUUCUCACUUUGGAACCUUGAAUGCACUCAAUUUCAAGCUUCCAACUUUCUUAAAAACAAAUAUAAUGUGAUGUUUUAAUUGUGACCUGCCAAGGGACUGCAGAUGUAAAUUAGCUUUCAGCUAACUCUAGUAAAAUCCAUCAAAUGGUGACAUUUAUGUUAAAUAUUGUACAUGAUCCCUUUGCAAAUAAAUAAGAUAACAUUUAAAAAUAUUGGGCAGAGAAAGGUAGCUAACAUUGUCAAUUAACCAUUUCAAAAACACAUCUUUAAGAAACGUUAGCACAAUGUUAGCUAACGUACAGUUCAAACAUACUGCUCGGCAACUUACGGAAGCUAGAAACAAAAUGUUAUCCAUCAUACUGUUGCUCGAGGAAGGCUGAAUGCUAAUGUUAGCUUCAGCUAGCUAGCUUCGACUUGAGUGAAGGAGUUUUUAGGGGCUUGUGUUUUUAACUGCUGGUCAAUCUUAAAGUGGUGAAUUGACAUUGAGUGGGAACACGGCAUUCAUUAAUGAAGUGUUUAACCUUUAUAACAGCAAUUUAUCAGAUGUCAGAGGAAAAUGGCGGCUGUGGGGAAAAGGUGAAUGGGAAGUUUAAAGGAGGGACAAAAGUCUUGUAUUCAAACUAACAUUUAAAGUGUUAUGUAGUCCUCAGCUACGGGUUUUUAGCAGCACAUUAGCUCCACUCUCUUUGUACAUAAUUUGCUGUCAUUCCUUCGAGGGACUGAAAAUGUGACUCAGAGCAAAGUAAAGGCAGCGAAGACCACUGAAAGUCAGGUUGAUUAAUGAUGGCACAUAUUUGUUCAUCAAACAUUCCUUUUUCCGUUUCUUGUCUCUGCUUUAUGAUUUAUUUAAGAGAUUAUUUUUAUACAGUUUUAUUUUUAUGAUUUGCCGCCUGUGAAUAAAAUGUCAUGCAGUUUCAUUCCUAAAGGACUGAGCCUGUCCUGGAUAAUAUAAUUGCUCAUAGUCAUAUAGGCAUUGCUUGCUUGUUACUUUAUUACAGAUUAUUUUAAUGUUAUCCAUUUUAAAUACUACAUACGGCAUAGCAGGAGGUGUGCAGAUUAUGAGAUUAAGAAAACAGUGAAUGGUACAUAUCCCGCCGUGAAGACCUGGGACUGUUUGCCAAAUACUUUGUUUCUUAUGACGUUGGUGAAGACUGAGGCGGCGCCCUGUGCUUGUUUAGAAGAUUUGUAGAAAAACUGGCACAUUUGCUGCAAAACAAAAAAGCAGAGAGACCUCUGCGUCGUGCCUUUAUUAUUGUUCAGAUAAAUAAAGGUCUUCUGUUUUGUCAAUCACACAAA
Messenger RNA from Notolabrus celidotus (New Zealand spotty), 6399 nucleotides. It is a transcript of the gene clcn6, whose product is annotated as chloride channel 6. Gene Ontology annotation, cellular component: lysosomal membrane; intracellular membrane-bounded organelle. Gene Ontology annotation, molecular function: voltage-gated chloride channel activity. The transcript has 23 exons. NCBI's taxonomy places the organism in Eukaryota, Metazoa, Chordata, Actinopteri, Labriformes, Labridae. The record is from RefSeq and is a predicted model, not a curated record. The coding region runs from base 60 to 2648 and encodes 862 amino acids. Gene Ontology annotation, biological process: transmembrane transport; chloride transport.